Numida meleagris (helmeted guineafowl) is the source of this 3146-nucleotide messenger RNA. RefSeq names its product claudin-8-like. Gene Ontology annotation, cellular component: bicellular tight junction; plasma membrane. NCBI's taxonomy places the organism in Eukaryota, Metazoa, Chordata, Aves, Galliformes, Numididae. Gene Ontology annotation, biological process: bicellular tight junction assembly; cell adhesion. The record is from RefSeq and is a predicted model, not a curated record. Gene Ontology annotation, molecular function: structural molecule activity. The coding region runs from base 631 to 1305 and encodes 224 amino acids. The transcript is spliced from 2 exons.
GAGGUCUUUUCCAGACUUAAUGAUUCUGUGGUUCUAUGAUAAAUGCUGGGCUCACUUUUACACUGGGAAACAGUGAGCAGCAUAGUUUAAAUCGCAACUCUGUGCGAUGAUUUAAGCAUGUGGAUAUCUCCAGAAGUUUGCCUAUCCCCAUAUACUCUGUAGAGCAAUAAAUAUGUAUAAAGCUAUAUGUGUAUACAGGUAUUAGCAGGUCUGAGGUCUCUUAUUGUUCCUUUCUAACUCUUCAGUGGUGUUUUGAAGCUUUGACUAUCCUCCGAGGAGAUAUCUGUUUCAGUCUCAGAGUCCCUUUGUCCCUUUGAUUUGCUUUGUUCCCUGUUCCUGUUGCGGCAGCACUCUGCAGGCUUCUGAACAAGAGCACUUUGCAGGAGGGAGCCCUGUGGUGGGGCAGGCAGCUCUGCUUUCUUCCUGGCCCACUGCCACCGCUGCUGCGGGAACCUGAGCUGAGCUGGGGUCAGAGGCAAAGUACUGCGUGUUCAGGGCAACAGCUUCACCGACUGCACCAGCGCACACAGCCUCCACCUGCAGAGUCCAUUUCCUUGACUCUGACAAACAAGUAGACAACAACUAGAGUUAAGGGAACCUGCUGCGCGGUGCACACCUUGCAAAGGCAACAUGAUCAGUGGUGCACUGCAGAUUGCCGGGCUGCUCCUCGGUGGCCUUGGCAUGAUUGGGACAUUCGCAGUCACAGGUAUGCCUCAGUGGAGGGUGUCUGCCUUCAUCGAAAACAACAUCAUUGUGUUCGAGACCAUUUGGGAAGGCCUGUGGAUGCACUGCAUCAGGCAAGCCAACAUCAGGAUGCAGUGCAAGGUCUACGACUCCGUGCUGGCCCUCUCGCCAGACCUGCAGGCAUCCAGGGGGCUGAUGUGUGCUGGAUCGGUGCUCUCCUUCCUGGCUUUCCUGGUUGCCACUGUUGGAAUGAAGUGCACGCGGUGCCGGCAGAGCGGCUGGCCAACCAAGGGCUAUAUCCUCUUGGCAUCUGGGCUCCUCUUCAUCCUCUCAGGCACCAUUGUGCUCGUUCCAAUCUGCUGGGUUGCCAACACCAUCAUCAGGGACUUCUACAACCCCGUGGUCAAUGUGGCACAGAAAAGGGAGCUUGGAGAGGCCCUCUACCUGGGCUGGGUGGCUGCCUUCUGCCUGUUGGCUGCUGGAGCUGUAUUCUGCUGCUUUUGCCACUGUUGUGAGAAAACCAGGAGCUACAACUACUUUGUGCCUCCUCACCACCUCCCGCUCAACCAACACUCGCACAGGACCACCGAAAGUGCCUACUCUAAGAGUCAGUAUGUCUAGAUACCUUCAGCCUUUUCCUUUUUUUUACUUUUCUUUAAGCAUCUUUUUAAGCAUUCAGUCUGUUUGGAUGGAUUUCAAUGAAAGUUGCCUUUGCCUCCUGUCCUGUAAGUGCUGCUGUGGUGGCUGCAUUUUGGAGAAACCCCCAGUGGGCUCUGCUGGGGUAAUGCUGCAGCACGGACAGUUGUACCACAUGGGAAGGUGACUGUUUAAUACUAUCUCAUAGUAACCUGGAAUAGCUUUGGGGUUGUGUGGUUUUGCUUUGGGUUGCAUUUUAUGUGUAAAAUAGAAAUGAAGGGCUUAAAGUUCCAUGGUGAUAUGAAAUACCGGCCUAGUGCGAAGAAAGGGGAGCUGAGCAGAUAAUUCCAUUUUUUUCUUUCCUGGGAAAGGGGAUAACAGUGAAUAAGGACAAGAUAACAAGGGUUUAAAAGAAAAGCGUUCACUAAGGGAUUGAUUUACUGUGGGUUUGAUGGAGAGUUUCAUGAGGAAUUUAUUCAUCAGAGGAAGGUAAGCUGAAAUACAUGAAAAAUACCCCUUAUUUUAGAGAACAAACAUAGCUCUAUAUUCAUCCUAAACACCAUCAUUUUGGUGAAAGUUACUAUUUCUUUUGUAAUCCAUACAGGUCAAACUCAUUCACAUCCUUCUCUUUAGAAAUGAUAGUUUUCCCUUGCCAACUCCUUGUAGCUCACAACAUUUUGCAAUAUUGCAUAGGUCACAAACACUGUGUUGGCUACCUGCCACAGGAUGUUAUGAUAUAUACAUCUUUUAAAAAUGAUCUUUUGGUCAGUCAGGCCCAUAUUUUUGCUGAGAUCCACUCGUACCAGCAUGGUUUAUAGGCAAAAGAGCAUAAACAGUGAUAGUAUUUUCUCACAGUUAACACCAGAACAAGCUUGACGAUAUUUUUAACAAGAUCAUGUACCCAUGAUAAAGAACUAUGUAAUGAAACUAAGUCUACUGAAAAAUAAAUGUAGUUCCAUACAAAUUAAUUUAAUGAGUGACCAAAAUUAAUCAAUAGUGAUAAUAUUUUUAAUAGAAUUUUGUAACCCCUGGCCCAUGGAAAUUAAUGGCAUUUUGCCUUUGACUUAACUGAUGACACAAUUCAAUUUUUGAUGUUUAAUGGAGAACAACACUUUUGAUCUUGAGUGUGAUUGACUAUUUUAAAUAUUUUAUAGAAAGUUUAUGAUGUGAUCUGUAAUUCUGUAGUAAAUUCCUUAGACUAUUACUACUUGAAAAUUCAGAAUCAAAUUCUCCACUUCAUAAAAUGCAACUCUGAGCAAGCUAGAAAAAAAUAAUAAUCUGCGCAUUUCUCUAAAACUAUCUUUUUAUAGUCUUUAUAAGAUGCAUAUUCAGAUGUUCAGGGGAGGUUCAGGUUGGAUAUGAGGAAGCAUUUCUUCUCAGAAAGAGUGGUGAGGCAGUGGCACAGGCUGCCCAGGGAGGUGGUGGAGUCACCGUCCCUGGAGGUGUUCAAGAGCCGUGUGGAUGUGGCACUGAGGGACAUGGUCAGUGGGCAUGGUGGGGGUGGGCUGACUGUUGGACUAGGUGAUCUUAGAGGUCUUUUUCAGCCUUAAUGAUACUAUGUACUUGUGUAUGUAACUUAUUUUUUCUCCUUAUUUUUAAGCAAAUUAUUUCUAAAUAUGUAUAUGUGUAAUGAUCAUGAACUUUUUUGUAACAUAGCAGUAAGUAGUUACAUUUCCUUUGUAUUCUUUCAUUAAUAUUUAUACCCACAUCCAGUCUUUUCUGGGGGGGAGAGUGGAGGAUCUAACAUGGAACUUGUAGCUGGAACGCCAGGAUUUAUAACAAUGAUGUCUGCAAUAAAGUCACUUGUUAAGUUAACCCUCUAAAAA